CCAAACGAAUCUCACUGCUUUCCUUCCAUAGUUCCUAAGACACUUGCUCUAUAUAGUCAUGACUUGCAUUGCUCAUUAUAUAUUUAUAUUUAUAUAGAAACCAAUAUUUAUUUAUUCAUUAUUGAUAUGAUGGCUCCAAAUCGGCUGGUAGUUUGAUUUCAUCUGUUUAUUUCUUCAUUUUCUUGGAUCAACUCACAUGGCAGCGAGAACAGACACGAAGAAGAAAAUAACCGAAAUCGGGCCGCGUGGUGGGCCUGGAGGCCGUGCUUGGGAUGAUGGGAAUUCUUACGAUGGAAUAAGAGAGAUAACAGUGGCUCACGGACAUUGCAUCGACUCCAUUACUGUAGUUUACGAUAAGCAUGGCAAAGCAUCUCCUGCUGAAAAACAUGGAGAAGAUGGUGCCAUCGGGGUGCCAAAACCACAUGUCACAACGGUUAAACUACAAUAUCCAGAGGAAUACCUAAUAAGUGUGAGGGGAUAUUAUGGACAACAUCAUGGAAGCCUUGUGAUACGGGCUCUCACCUUUACAAGCAAUAGGACAACAUAUGGUCCAUUCGGGAUAGAAGAAGGAGAGCCGUUUUCAUUAUCCGUUAAAGGAGGCACAAGGAUCAUCGGGUUCAAGGGAAAGAGUGGAUGGUAUGUUGACUCAAUCACCUGCUAUGUUUCCCACCUUCCACCUCCCAAAGGCUGCAACGCAUUUCAAACAUUUCACAAAUCACUCAAGAAAUUGGCCGGCACUGUGCGUGGUGAGGGUGACCACCCGAUCAGAAAAAGGAAUUUGGCAUCUCCAAAAUAUUAAUAACUGGGAAAAUAAUAAAUUUAAAAAAUAAUGGCCAUCACUGAUAACAAAUGAUAAUAUGCAUUUGAAAAUAAUAUUUAUUUGAGUGUUUGUUAUAAGUUAUUGAUCAUGAGCUAAAUGAUUUAUAUUCUGGAAGUGACUUGUCAUUUUUUGUUAUAUAUUCAAAUAGUUAAUAAUAUUAAAAAUUAUUUCAAAAGUGGGUAUUAUUAUUAAUUUAUGAGUGAUAGUUCAUACAAGAGAGAAUUGUCCGAAUGGGACUAAAACAUCCUAAAUUUGCAAAAAUAAGACACUAAGUUUACUCUUCCUUAAAUAGGACUCUUAAUUAAUGAUUAGACAAAUUUGCCCUUAUUGAAAUAAAAGCCCCUGCAUCUGCAUGGAUGAGUCCUUGCAGCGAGACCUCCAGACCACCAACACCACGCAUACCCUUUUUUCCAGCCACUAACGCCAAGACUGCCGCUGCCACUGCCCAGCAAGGCCCAACAAGGUCGCCGCUGCCAUUGCCCAGUAAGGCCGCCCCCGCCACUGCCUAGCAAGGCCGCCGCCACUGCAUAGCAAGGCCGCCGCCGCCACUGCCCAAUGAAGACGCCGCCAUCAUCGCCGAUUGAUAGAUCAAAAAAUAAAAAAGCAGAGGAUCUGGAAGAGAAUGAGAAGAAGAAGGUUGAAGAUAGAGGAGGGAAAGAAACUUAGAAACUUACCUGGUUUCGCCAGAAAAUCACCGAACAGGUAUCACCAAAUAGGUGUGUCGCUGCGAUCCAUGGUGGUGAGAAAAAUCGCAGGGGAAGAGACAAGGAGGCUAGUCAAUGGUGUUCAAUGCAGAGGGAGAGAUGUCGUCAUUGAAUCUGACGGAGAUGAGCUGGGCUUUUGGGUUUAGUUAGAAGAAGGGCAAAAAUGUAAUCCGGAGUCCUAUUUUGGAAAUUAUAAACUUGUAGUCUUGUUUUGGAAUUUACUUAAUGUUUUAGUCCCAUUUAAGGCAAAUUCUUUUCAUACAAAGGACAUUUAGAUUAUUUAAUUUGAAAUUGAAUCAUCUCAGACACUGACUUGAUAUGUAAACUUGAACAAACGAAUUGAAGAAGUGAAGGCGUCCCAAUAAAA
Messenger RNA from Cuscuta epithymum, 1891 nucleotides. Lineage: Eukaryota; Viridiplantae; Streptophyta; Magnoliopsida; Solanales; Convolvulaceae. The record is from the annotation of a GenBank genome assembly.